This is a messenger RNA of Symbiodinium necroappetens, 519 nucleotides long. The record is from the annotation of a GenBank genome assembly. NCBI's taxonomy places the organism in Eukaryota, Dinophyceae, Suessiales, Symbiodiniaceae.
GCUUUUUCAUGACCGCCGGCCGCUGCUGAAGCCCGACAGCCCAGCAUGGCAGGAAGCGAUACUGGAAUGGGCCAAGGAUGCAGGCCCUGGAACGACGUUAUUGGGAACCGGUCGCAUGUGUACCGGGGCACUCGGACGUCGAGGCUGGGUGCAGCGCAAGCUGCUCCUUGAUGCUGCUCGAGCAGCUGGAUCUUUGCGCCUGGCAGGGCAGCUGGGAGAGAGCUUCGCGUACUAUACGGGGACGCCUUUGAAGCAAUCUCCGCCACGAUGCUUCGCCGGCACUUCUCGCCUGGCUCUUGAGGCGGAACUCGCCGCUGCAUCGCCGCUGCAUCUGGAAGGCUACGAGUGGCUCAACGCAUACGAGUUCGGUGCCUUCCAGAUGGCGCAAGACAGACCGACAGGCAGUUCGCGAGCAACGAGCAGUGACGAGGUGGAGUGGCUCAUGGCACCUUGGUCCGGUGAGCAGACUUACUUUGACAACCAUACCGCGAAGUUGCUAGCGUUCGGAGGCAGCGCUGA